Miscanthus lutarioriparius is the source of this 1401-nucleotide messenger RNA. NCBI's taxonomy places the organism in Eukaryota, Viridiplantae, Streptophyta, Magnoliopsida, Poales, Poaceae. The record is from the annotation of a GenBank genome assembly.
AUGGUAAAAUUGGAUAAUGGGAGUUUGCCACGUCGGACGUCGUUCCACACCCUUCCCUUCCUUCUUCCACCGCUUUGCGUUCGUACUUAUUUUGCCUUUGCUUCGCUUGGCUUCCUCGCUCCCUGGUCCCUUUUUUUUAUCAUCAAUCACGCGCAGCUCCCGCAGACCCCCACCCAAAACCCUAGCCGCCGCCGCCGCCGCUGGCUGAGGACAUGUAUCCACCGCUCGGAGACGCAUAGGUUGUGUGAUACGAGUGGGAGAAAGCUUCUUCAGCACGUGCUGACCUCUCAGCCGCGCCGGCAUGGACAUGGAGAGGCCAUAGAUCGCCGGAACGCGCCUCCGCCGCCGGACGCGGCGGCGGAGAAGGAUGAGAGCUCCCAGGGUCUACAACUCCCAGAGGACAUCCGCUGGGAGCGGCUCGACAAGGCGCGCUUCUUUGUCGUGGGCGCCGGGCUCUUCUCCGCCGUCUCGGCCGCGCUCUACCCCGCCGUUGUUCUCAAGACGCGCCUCCAAAUCGCCCCUGCGGCGGCGGCGGCUGGGCCGGCAGCGCCCCCGCCCUCCGCCGUCGCGGCGGCGACUGCCAUCCUGCGCCAGGAGGGACCCCUCGCCUUCUACCGCGGCUUCGCCACAUCCCUCGCCGGCACCAUCCCGGCGCGCGCGCUCUACAUGGGCGCGCUCGAGGCCACGCGCUCCGCCGUCGGCCCAGCCGCGCUCAGCCUCGGCGCCGCGGAGCCCGCUGCGUCGGCGGCAGCGGGCGCAGUGGCGGGCCUCGCCGCCGCUGUCGCCGCGCAGGUCGUGUGGACGCCCGUCGACGUCAUCAGCCAGCGCCUCAUGGUUCAGGGCAACCCCUGCCCUGCCUCCCGCUACCACGGCGGCCUGGACGCCUUCCGCAAGAUCGUGGCGUCUGACGGGCUACGCGGCCUGUACCGUGGGUUCGGCAUGUCCAUCCUAACCUACGCCCCCUCCAAUGCUGUGUGGUGGGCAACUUAUUCACUGUCACAGAAGAUAAUUUGGAGUGGUAUUGGCUGCUACUUGUGCGAGUAUGGUGUUGGUGUCCAGAAAAUUGAUCUCGAUGAUGGGGAUUCUUUGCUGCAGCCAGGUUGCAAGACUGUCAUGGUAGUUCAGGGAGUGAGUGCCGCGAUGGCCGGUGGUGCAUCUGCGUUUGUGACCAUGCCACUGGACACCAUCAAAACCAGGAUGCAAGUCAUGGAUGGGGACGGUGAGCCGAUUACCGUGGGGAGGACAGUGCGUAGGCUGAUCAAAGAAGGUGGGUUGGCUGCUUGUUACAGGGGCCUAGGGCCGAGGUGGGCGUCCAUGUCAUUGUCUGCCACCACCAUGAUUACCACCUAUGAGUUCCUCAAGCGGCUCUCAGACAAGGGCCAGGAGAGUGAUCUUGCAUGA